This is a messenger RNA of Spinacia oleracea (spinach), 4165 nucleotides long. Its product is annotated as systemin receptor SR160-like. Gene Ontology annotation, biological process: protein phosphorylation. The transcript has a single exon. The record is from RefSeq and is a predicted model, not a curated record. NCBI's taxonomy places the organism in Eukaryota, Viridiplantae, Streptophyta, Magnoliopsida, Caryophyllales, Amaranthaceae. Gene Ontology annotation, molecular function: receptor serine/threonine kinase binding; protein kinase activity; ATP binding. The coding region runs from base 211 to 3813 and encodes 1200 amino acids.
AGAAUAGCCCAUCAACAAUUACUCCUUAUUACUUUCCCUCCAAAAUUACCCAUUUCCAGUUGUUUUUUACACCUCACUAUUUUCUCUCUCCUCUGUCUCUCCUGUCUUCUUUGUCCUCUUCUUCAUUGCUCACUCAAGCUCUCAACUUCCUCAAUAAUGGCGUACUCCUAAACCUUAACCCAUUGAAACCCACUACCAAAACAAGCUCAAAUGAAUAAAUUCUCAGAUAAAAUGAACCAAUUUUACACUGUAUUAUUGCUUUUUUCUGUCUACCCAUCACUAAUUUCCCCUGUUUCAUCUGCUUCUUUACUCUCCAAUGGAAACCGUAGAGAUGCCCAGAAAUUGUUGAGCUUCAAAUCUUCUCUCCUCAACCGAGAAAUCCUUAAAAACUGGCAAAAGUCUACUGAUCCUUGCAAGUUUUCAGGUGUUUUUUGCAACAAUUCUAGGGUUACAUCCUUAGAUUUCACCUUUCUCUCUGUUUCAACUGAUUUUUCCUCUGUUUCAACCCACCUUUUCUCUAUUGACCUCCUAAAUUCUCUUUCUCUUUCAUCCUCCAACAUUUCUGGGUCACUUCAAACCUUCUCUUCCUGCUCUUCUUCUCUCACACAAAUUGACCUCUCCCACAACUCCAUUUCUGGGUCCUUUAUCGAUUUGUCGCGGUUUUCGACCUGUUCUUCGCUUUCGAGUUUAAAUAUCUCCUACAAUGCACUGGAUUCUUCGAAAGAUUUCAGGGGUGCUCAUUUUGGGCUUUCCCUGAAAACAUUGGAUGUUUCUGGGAAUCAAUUAUCAGGACAGCAAGUUCUUCCAUGGGUGUUAUCUCAAGGUUGUGAGAAUUUGAGUCGCUUAAUCAUAAAGGAGAACAAACUUGAGGGGAGUUUUUCUCUCUCUUUGUGUUCAAGUUUGGAGUAUAUUGAUCUUUCCUUCAAUAACUUUUCAACUCGAAUGCCUAAUCUUGGGGAAGAUUGCCUUAAUUUGAAGCAUCUUGAUUUAUCUUCCAACAAAUUUGUUGGAGAGAUUGAGAAUUCACUACUUGGGUGUAACAGCUUGAGUUUCUUGAAUGUGUCUAAUAAUCAGUUCAGUGGUGAAUUUCCCUCAUUGCCCUUGAACAGUAUGGAGUUUCUCUACUUGGACAGCAACAAUUUUCAAGGCUUGAUCCCUCAUAAUUUUGCUGAUGAUGCUUGCUCAACAUUGGUGGAGUUGGAUCUGUCAUUCAACAAUCUAUCUGGUAUGAUCCCUACCGGGUUCGAAUCUUGCUCCUUGUUAGAAAAUUUUGAUGUUUCUAGCAACAAUUUCACUGGGGAUUUGCCUGUUAGAAUGUUUCUUAAAAUGGGAAAUUUGAAGAAAUUAAAGCUGGCUUUUAAUCAUUUUGUGGGUGUUUUGCCUGAUUCUUUCUCCAUGCUUACUGCCUUAGAAUCCUUGGAUUUGAGCUCUAAUGAAAUUUCUGGGAAACUCCCAUCUGGGAUUUGUCAAAAUCCUCAAGGAAAACCUAGCAACUUGAAAGAACUCUCCCUUCAAAACAACUUGUUCAUGGGUCCUAUACCGCCUUCUAUAGGUAAUUGCUCUCAGCUUGUUUCACUUGAUCUUAGCUUCAAUUUCCUCACUGGGAGAAUCCCAACUAGCUUGGGUUCUCUCACCCAGCUUAAAGACUUGAUUAUGUGGAUGAACAAGCUUGAUGGUGAUAUCCCAUCUGAGCUUACAUACAACCGAGCACUCGAAAAUCUGAUUUUGGACUUCAAUGAGUUGACUGGUACCAUCCCUUCUGGACUGAUGAACUGUGCUAACUUGAACUGUAUCUCAUUGUCAAGCAACAAGUUGAGUGGAACAAUACCACCUUGGAUUGGUAACUUGAACAAUCUAGCCAUCCUCAAGCUUUCAAACAACUCAUUCUAUGGCGAAAUCCCACCUGAGUUAGGGAAUUGCAAGAGCUUGUUAUGGUUGGAUUUGAACAGCAAUUUGUUGAGUGGGAGUAUUCCUCCUGCCUUACCCAAACAGUCAGGGACAAUUGGACUUAAUGUUAAGAAGAAAUAUUGGUACUUGAGAAACUAUGGAGGAAAAGGGUGCCAUGGGACUGGGAAUUUGCUCGAGUUUGCUGGAAUAAGGCGCGAAGCUGUUAACAGAAUCCCUACCAUGUGCAAAUUCCAGCAAAUUUACCUUGGUCAUACUCAGCCAAAUUUUAAUUACAAUGGGUCCAUGAUUUUCCUAGACCUGUCUUAUAACAAUCUCCAAGGUGGUAUCCCCAAAGAGCUUGGCACAAUGUUCUUUCUCUGGAUAUUGAAUUUGGGUCAUAAUAACCUCUCUGGUCAAAUCCCUGAAGAUCUUGCAGAGAUGAAAAACAUUGGUGUUAUGGAUCUCUCUCACAACCAUCUUUCUGGCUCAAUCCCACCGUCUUUAGGCAGUCUUUCUUCCUUGACGGAUAUGGACUUAUCAUACAAUGAUCUCUCUGGUAUGAUUCCUGAAACAGCGCAGUUUGAAACUUUCCCGCCUUCUAGAUUCUCCAAUAACACGGGCCUCUGUGGGUAUCCCCUGCCAACUUGUAAUAGAAGCUCGAGUGGAACCUCAUCUCCUCAUCGAAAACAUGGGAGGAAGACUACCAUUGCUUGGAAUGUGGCAAUGGGACUGUUCUCAUCUCUAUUCUGCAUAUUUUGGUUGGUCAUAGUGGGGAUUCAGCUGAAGAGGAGGAGAAGAAAAAAGGAAACUGUGCAAGAUAUAUACAUGGAGAAUAACACAACUUCUGCUUGGAAAUUUACCAGUAAUCGUGAGGCAUUGAGCAUCAACCUUGCAACAUUUGAGAAGCCUCUUCAAAAGCUGACUUUUGCUGAUCUUUUAUCAGCCACAAAUGGGUUCCAUGAUGACAGUUUGAUAGGCAAAGGUGGGUUUGGGGAUGUCUACAAAGCUCAGCUCAAGGAUGGGAGUGUAGUUGCUAUCAAGAAACUGGUAUAUAUGUGUGGACAAGGAGACAGAGAGUUCACUGCUGAAAUGGAAACCAUUGGGAAGAUCAAACACCGAAACCUUGUGCCUCUUUUAGGAUACUGCAAAGUAAGGGAAGAACGGUUGUUGGUCUAUGAAUACAUGAAGUAUGGAUCCCUCGCAGAUGUCCUGCACGAUCCAAAGAAGGCCAAGAUAAAGCUAAAUUGGAGUGCGAGGAAAAAGAUUGCGAUUGGUGCAGCUCGGGGGUUAGUUUUCCUUCAUCAUAAUUGCAUCCCACACAUAAUUCACCGCGAUAUGAAAUCUAGCAAUGUUUUGGUUGAUGAAAACUUAGAAGCAAGGGUGUCUGAUUUUGGGAUGGCUAGACUUAUGAGUGCAGUGGAUACUCAUUUGAGUGUAAGUACAUUGGCUGGUACCCCGGGAUACGUUCCACCAGAGUAUUACCAAAGUUUUAGAUGUUCAAACAAGGGAGAUGUGUAUAGUUAUGGUGUGGUGUUGCUUGAGUUGCUAACAGGGAGACAACCAACAGACUCAGUAGAUUUUGGUGAUAAUAAUAAUCUUGUGAGUUGGGUGAAGAUGCAUACAAAAUUGAGAAUAAGUGAUGUGUUUGAUCCUGAACUGCUAAAGGAAGAUCCAAAUUUGGAAAUAGAACUGUUGCAGCAUCUGAAACUUGCAUGUGCUUGCUUGUAUGAUCAGCCAUCAAAACGGCCUACCAUGAUCGAAGUCAUGACGAUGUUCAAGCAAAUACAAGCUGCUGACACAAAAUCCAUCAAUACUGCAGAAGAUGUAAGUUUUACUGCUACAGGCGGAAAUGGAAGUAUCAACACCCCAGUAGAUGUGCAAGAGAUGAGCAUAAUAGAAGUGCCUGAAGAUAUUGACAAGCAUUAGCAUUUUUCCCCCUGAAAUAUUCUUUGCAAACUCGCCCAAGGAUCCGAAAAACAAGGAAGAUGAAGGUAGUGUUGAAGCUCCACAAAAUUUUUCCUAUACAUAAUAAACUGUAUUUAUCAUGGUUGGUAACUUUUUAUUUCUCAUUUUUAUACGUAGGUGGCCAUAUUUUUUUUUUUUCAGUUCUUCUUUUCUACUUGAUAUUUUCCGUUUUUCGGAGGUCAGUUUGUAGUUUGUACAUAAUGAACUAGAGGUGCUAGUAUUUUUUUUUUCUGUGAGAGGGUUGCACCAGUAUGAGGUACAAUCGUUAUUGUUGCACCAAUAUGAGGUACAAUCCUUAAUCUUUGACCGUCUA